Malaclemys terrapin pileata is the source of this 6991-nucleotide messenger RNA. It is a transcript of the gene USP53, whose product is annotated as ubiquitin specific peptidase 53. The transcript has 16 exons. Lineage: Eukaryota; Metazoa; Chordata; Testudines; Emydidae. Gene Ontology annotation, biological process: sensory perception of sound; protein deubiquitination; response to auditory stimulus. Bases 712 to 4047 code for a protein of 1111 amino acids. The record is from RefSeq and is a predicted model, not a curated record. Gene Ontology annotation, molecular function: cysteine-type deubiquitinase activity. Gene Ontology annotation, cellular component: cell-cell junction.
UGGAAGAAAGUUACCAGCCGAGGGCGGGGCGGAGCCGAGUCGCGACCGGGCCGGGGCCGGGGCCGAGAGAAACGGGUGCUGCGUGCGGGGCCGUCCGGGGCUGGAGAUUUGCUGGGAAAAUAAUGAAAUAAAAUAUGGAGUUUUCUAUACUGGAAUAUAUUUCAUGGACCAUGGGGGAGAGAGCCUAUGCUGUUAAAAGGAAAAGGAAGACUCAAGGAAAUGAGAGAACAGCAAUAUAAUACCAGACAAGAAUUUUCUAUUUUUGUAAUGUAUUAAGGCCAUAGCAUUUAAGAAUUCUUUCCCAAUUCAUGUUUUGCAGUAAUACUUUGUUUCAAAGACAUCCCUAGAAGAAAAAGUCAGAUACUGGGUGACAUGCUCAGCAAGAACUUUCAUUCUAACAAAGAUGGACUUUCAGAAUAUCUUAAUUUUAACAGGACAUCAUUAGUUUUAUGGGUUUUUCAUUCUUUUGUAACUUUGGAGACUAAAAAAACUUUUUGUGGGGUUACAAAUCUAGUUGACAGACUGUUCCCGAUAAAUAGCCAACAGCUGCAGAAGACAAACUCUUUAAGUGGAUGCCUUUGUACUAUCUGAACAGAAUGCCAUGACUUUAAGGCACUUCUCAUAAGUUCUUCUUUGCCUUAUACUUGUCAUAUCCUUAAAAAUAUUAAAAGUGCAAAGAGCUUGAUUUUUAUAUACAUUUUAAAAAAAAUAAUGGCGUGGGCAAAGUUCUUGCGGAAGCCUGCGGGUAACCUUGGAAAAGUGUAUCAGCCUGGAAGUAUGUUGUCCUUGGCCCCUACCAAAGGCUUGUUAAAUGAGCCAGGACAAAAUAGUUGCUUUCUAAACAGUGCUGUACAGGUUUUAUGGCAGCUUGACAUAUUCCGACGGAGCUUAAGAGGUCUAACUGGACAUAUCUGUCAGGGAGAUGCCUGCAUAUUUUGUGCUUUAAAGACAAUAUUUGCACAGUUUCAACACAGUCGAGAAAAGGCACUCCCAUCAGAUAAUAUGAGGCAUGCCUUGGCUGAAAGCUUUAAAGAUGAACAUCGUUUUCAGCUUGGCUUAAUGGAUGAUGCAGCAGAAUGCUUUGAAAAUAUACUUGAGAGAAUUCAUUUCCACAUUGUGCCAAGCUGUGAAACAGACAUGUGCACUUCUAAAUCCUGCAUCACUCAUCAGAAGUUUGCUAUGACACUAUAUGAACAGUGUGUAUGUCGUAGUUGUGGGGCGUCAUCAGAUCCCUUGCCUUUUACAGAAUUUGUGCGCUACAUUUCUACAACAGCCCUGUGCAAUGAAGUUGACAGAAUGAUGGAAAGGCAUGAGCGUCUCAAGCCAGAAAUGUUUGCAGAAUUGCUACAGGCAGCAAAUACUACUGAUGACUUCAGGAAGUGCCCUAGUAACUGUGGUCAAAAAAUAAAAAUCCGUCGUGUUCUCAUGAACUGCCCUGAGAUUGUGACAAUCGGUUUAGUUUGGGAUUCAGAACAUUCUGACCUGACCGAAGAUGUCAUGAAGAAUCUGGCAACACAACUUUAUCUUCCUGGGCUGUUCUAUAGGGUUACAGAUGAACAGGCCAAGAAUAGUGAACUUUUUCUUGUGGGGAUGAUUUGCUACACGAGUCGACAUUACUGUGCCUUUGCCUUUCAUACCAAGAGUUGCAAGUGGGUACUGUUUGAUGAUGCUAAUGUGAAAGAGGUUGGAACAAAAUGGAAAGAUGUGGUCUCCAAGUGCAUUCGAUGUCACUUUCAGCCAUUGCUGCUAUUUUAUGCUAACCCAGAUGGUACACCAGUAUCGACAGAAGAUGCCCCAAAGCAUAUAAUUCACUGGUCUCAUUACAAAGCAGCUGCAGGAGAUGACUUGGGAUUUGAGAAGUCAUCCGUUCCAAAGUCAGAUCACACAAAAGAGAAUGGAUUUGGAGAAUGUGCUAGUCAGAAGAGCAUUAAAAAAUUUGAGACCAACAAUUCAGCCUUCAGUAGAAGCCAUAUUCUAGCAAGUGGUGGUAGAGUGCCAGUUAAGUUGGGGCACAGUGAUCAGAAGGACAAAUUAAAGGACAUCUCCAAAGAGUGUGCCCAGAAGGCAGUUGACAUGAGAAACUUUUCAUCCUACCUAAGAAAAGAUGCAGAUAGAGGAUCAAGAAGAGACUCUGGGAGACAAAGAGAUCUAAUAGGAGAAGACCGCUCUCAUUUUAAGUCAGGAUCACCUCCUGCUGGAAAUGGAUUUAGACACUACACUGAUCAGCGCCUAUAUGGUAGCCAGGGAAGAGGACCUUACAAACAUGAAAGAGUACCAAACCAAACCAGGCCUACUGCACAGGUCUUAGGGUCAAAUAAAAGAGAGGUUUUUCCUGCUGGGGAGAAAAUGAUGAGCAGGGUUAGGGCUGACAGUGCCACUGGCUAUGAUACAGACAGCAGCCAAGACUCUAGGGACAAAGGAAGUAUCAGCAGAAGCAGAAACAGAGGUUGGAAACCUAUGCGAGAGACACUAAAUGUGGACAGCAUUUUCAGUGAGACUGAGAAGAAGCAGCAUAGCCCACAACAUAAGGCAAAUCCAAGCAGUAAACCUAAACAUGAAAAGGAGCAGAGAUUUAACAAUUGGCCAAAAGAGAACCAAACCCAGAAAGGGUUAAUGACUAUUUAUGAAGAUGAAACAAAACAGGAGACAGGAAGUAGGAGUUCCUUGGAUUCAGAAGGAAAAGGAAAUACUGAGAAAAUUAAAGGAUUUACAGAGAGAAAAGUCCAUGCUGACAGUUGGCAGAUGCAAAGGACUGAGUCUGGGUACGAAAGUAGUGAUCAUAUCAGCAAUGAAUCUGCCAAUCUGGAUUCACCUAUUGUUGAAGGAACUAGCCCACUGGACAUCAAGGGUAUUAAAGAAAGUGUUUCCUGCAGUGACCAGAAUCUGUCGAUCAAAUAUGCUAAAAGUGUGUUGCAGUCUACCUCCCAGCAGACCAGAAACUAUUUUGAUGACUUGAGGAAAGACCAAAUGAAUAUGGAAGCUAAUUACAGACCACACACUAACUUUCCUUCAGAAGCUCAAUUGCAGAUGCACAGUCCUCCACUGAAGAGAGCAGAGAUGCCACACAAGAAAAUAUUCCCUUCAUCGACUCUACAGCCAAAUUUUAAGGACCAUGUUAAGAGAGAAACAAAGAUCAGCAAGUUAAAUGAACAGAACUCUUCAGAGUGGCUUAAUCCAGAUAAAUUUGAGAAGAUCAGUAUGCCAGUGUACAGUGCUGAAAGCUCAGCCCACCCUUAUAACACUGAACUCUCAGUUGUGUGUGGAAAGAGAGUGAACAACAAUGAAUUUCUCUCAUCCUCUCCGCUGCAGUCUCCUCAUACAAGAACUCUUGGAUCAAAGUCAGGGCUUGCAUCUUUAGUUCAGCAGAAUCUGUUAGAACAGUCCCAUACGGAGUUGUCCUCAUCUGGUGAAUGUGCUGUUCAGUCAUUUGGUAGGACUAAUAAUCUUCAGAUUCCAGAAGUAAUUUACCAAAAUCUUCCACCUCCUUUACCUCCAAAGAAAUAUACUCUGAAUGUUUCGCUAGGAUCAAAAAAUGAAUCUACAGCUGAUGUAACAUUGCCAGAAGUGUUGCAGAGUAAUCUUUCAGGUUUUGAAAGGCAAACAGCUAUCGCUUCAAAAUCUGCAUCAGAAGGUGCAUUUACAAAUGAAGAAAGAUUUAAAGAAACAUUUCAAGGGAAUGAUCACACCAUUCACAAACUGGAUACCACACCUAGGUCAUCAGUUAAUGACUGUCAGACUGUAUCUGGCAGUAUAUGUAAUAAAGGAUCUCAGCACACAGGACCAAGUGUUAGCUCUCCUGAUGCAAAUGAUAGUGUAUCUCUAACAACCUAUUUUUCAGUAGAUAGCUGCAUGACAGAUACAUACAGGAUGAAAUACCAUCAGAGACCCAAGCUGUAUUUUGCAGACAGUAGCUUCCACAAAGAUAAGCAUCUACCACCAACUGGAAUAGACCUGGGCAUCGUAUACCCUGGUAUUCUUGAUUCUAGUCAUCCCACAUCUGAACAGAGAUACAAACCUAGCAUAGAAGGAAUACAUUGCAACAGGUAGAUUGUCAAAUCCAUUUUCCUAUGCAUUUCACAUGGUCUGCUUAUGGGGCAGGAAGCAUGGACUCCUCAAUGUGUGGUGACAGGUAUCCAGAGCUCAAAAGCUUGUUGACCAACAGAAGUUGGUCCAAUAAAAUAUAUUACCUCACCCACUUUGUGUCUCGGACAUAGCUACAACACUGCAUACUUAGGUAUCCUGUCGGCUAUGCUUUUAAGAGAUAUGACUGUUUAAAUGAUUCUUCAAAUCUGGGUGAGCAGGGGAAAAGGUGCUAAAGUUUUGGCCAUGGAUUUGUCAUUUUUCUUGCCUUAACAAUGUUUACCUCCAUGUGAUGAUGCUGAAUAAGUUUGUAAGUCUGUUACAAAUAGCCCCCUUAAGUGUGUGCUUUUAAUUAAUACCUAGGUAGAUCAGUCAGCAUAUGAGAUUAACUAAAUAAAAAGUUGUUCAUUUUACUGGAGAACUUAAUACACUUGUGGCUUAGUGCUCAUAGACUGAAAAAAGGUGUAAAUUAACCUGUAAUCCUUUAAACUAGCUAGCGAUAUGCUGAUAAACACAGUACCAUACAUGGCAUGGUACAUAGAACAAUAUCUGCUUUAUGAAACCAUUGUUCCUAAUGAGUAACAAUGUGUUACCUAUUUCUUCAUCUGACUUCUGUGAAAGUCUAACUUAAUUUCCUUUAAGUGUCUUUUUUUAAUGCAAGUUUACCCAGAGAAUUGGAUUUUUAGUACUCAAAAUGAUGCCUUAAUGAGUGAUUUUACAAAUUAGUGUAGCCUACGUGAACUACAAACAGAACUUUACAAGGGAAUUGAGAUUUUUUUAAAACUAUCCUAAAACUCCAGUUCCCUAAUUUGUACACUUUUUUUAUCCAACUGUUGUUUGCUCCUUAACUUAAAUUCUAGUCAGUGUUCCACAAGCAAAGCCGUGAUAAUUUAACUUAUUACUGAAAUUUAAUUUAGCUAUGUAAGCUACAAAUUAAUAUAGUAGUCUGCAAUGUGCUGUAGAAACAAAUAUAUUUUAGGAUAUGAAGUUGUCACAUAGCUACAACAGAUUAAUUUAAGAAGCAGUACAUUUACAUUCAAGACCUUAUUCUUCAGGUCAGAUUGCAUACAGCUGCAAAAUCAAAUUCAACCCUACUAUGUACUUGUCUGUCUUUUCACCUUCCCUCUUGAAAAUACACCACUGUGGUUCACAUAAACCUGAGCAAAUUUAUGGGAUCAGUCAGUUUGACUUACUGUUACAGAACUUUGUCCCCAGCUAGCAGUCUCCCACUCCAAAACAUUUCUAGACUGUAUUUUCAAUGAAUGGGUAAAUUUACAUCCCCUUUGGAUAGGCUUUUAAUUGAAUCUGCACUCUUUAGGGAGGUUCAGAAUUCAGCUUCACUGUAAUCCGUUAAUGCUUUGUACCAUUUGUUGGCCAUUGAAAUAACUAAUGUAACUUGUAAUGAACGCUACCAAAGCAGGACUGUGUAGAAUGAGUAGUUGAAGCUCAUGGCUUUCCUUAAAUGUAAAGGAAAGUGCUUAGAUUUUUAAAAUUGGGUGGUACUGAUUACAGUUAAGUGUAAAAUGCCUUUUAGUUCUGAGCUUAAUGCUAUAUAUGUAUGUUAUACUUGCCGUAUGGUCAAACAGGUUUAAAUGUUUUUUGUAAAUUAUGUGAAUUACAGUGCUUCAACCAAAUGGUGACAGUCAUGACAGUCAUGGGUGUAUAUUAAGUUAUCCAAAAUAUAAAACAGAAGCUGUGGUUACUUUGGCAAUGUCCUAAGAUUUGUCAUUUUUAAUAUAAUGCAAACAUGAUAUGCCUCAGACUAAAUAUCUCAAACUAGUCCCUUUAUACUUUUCAGUCACCAAGUAGCAUUUGAAAGAAUUAAUUCUGGAAUUGAUAUUGUUACAUCUAAAGCAAAUACAUUCAGUAUGUAUGGAUAUGAAUGCAAGUGAAAUUGAACCUACUGAAAUCCUUACAUUAUGUAUAGGGGAUAAAAUUGGGUGGGGAGAAAGAACUUGAUUUAAAAACACUUGGAUGUGUGACAGCAUGGAAGAUUCCCACUGUUAAUCUUUUUGUUUAAAAAUAGCUUUUAAAAAUGAAUUUUGAAUCCAUAUCAGAUAGGCAUUACUUAAUGUACACAGUUAAUUAAAAUUACAUCUUUAAAAAACGUAUAGUACUAGAACUUGUCAAGCUUUUCCAGAAAUCUUGUACACCUCUACCCCAAUAUGUGACCAGAUAUAACGCAGUAAAGCAGCGCACGAGGGGGGCAGGGUUGCGCGCUCCGGCAGAUCAAAGCGAGUUCUAUAUAACGUGGUAAGACUUUUUUUGGCUCCUGAGGACCACGUUAUAUUGGGGUUGAGGUGUAUUUGAAAUUGCGGUAUUUUAAUGUAUAAAAAGCACAGCAACAACACUGAAUACUAUACAAGAGCAAACAGUCAUACUUCUAUACAAAGGAACAAUGUGAAUGCCUAUUAGUAAUACAAAAAGUGAAUUUGGUUUCCAGAAAGCUAGUGAGCAUAAUUGGUGAGUUUAUUCAAGACUAGCUGCUUAGGUUCUUCUGGGGUUCUGAAAUGCAGCAAUCUUCAUUGAAGUCACUUAGAUGAACAUUGAUCUUUCUUUGCUUGGAGCUGUCUUUCCAGGCAAAACCUUUUGUAUAUGACCUGUUUACCAGAUAAGUUAUAUGUGCACUAUUAUAUAAAUGACAGCUUCACCUUUUAUAUUUACAGGUCCUAUGUUUAUUUAAUAUUUGUUAACUAAUGUAUGAUCUGACAUUGAUUUAGCUAGAGUGCCUAUUUAUUUUUUAUAAAUGUCCUGGUUAUAGAUUUGUAUAACAGACAUUUUGUAAUGUUUUAAUGCAUUUAACAGGUAUUGUAAUAUAUUUUUCAGUCUUUAGAAUUUUAUUUUCAUGCAAAGUUGCAUUUUUCUGCAUGUUCAGACUAUUAGAUUAAAAACUAACUACUUUUGUGGCUAC